This is a messenger RNA of Microcebus murinus (gray mouse lemur), 6556 nucleotides long. The record is from RefSeq and is a predicted model, not a curated record. Lineage: Eukaryota; Metazoa; Chordata; Mammalia; Primates; Cheirogaleidae.
GAAGUUUUAAUCGUCACUUAAAGCUCUCAAUUUAUCACUGGCGGCAAAUGCUGUCAGUCGUGUUACUGACAGAGACAGACUCACUUUGUUCGUUUUUCAGAAAACGUCUGCCAGAUGUGCAAGUGUGAAUAGCCGCAGUUUGUUAGACUCUCGUACAGUUUUCAUGUUUCCAUUCACCAUCAGGAUGAGCAAUCGUGGGGUCUUCUUCCGCUGAAGCACCUGCGGGCAGGUGAGGCUUUGUAACGGCGUGACCACCAUAUUCACUGCCACCGUUCUGAGGACUCUGCAUGUGUUUCUGGUCCAGCAGUACUUUCAGCUCGGACGUAAACCUGAACUUGGCAGCGUUAGUGCCUGUGGUGCUCACCAAGACGUUCAGGUCUCCCUUGGCAGAUGUGCGUGAAGACUGCUCCGUCCCGCUCACUGGGGGCCGGCUUGGCCACUCACUGGCUUUGGCUAAUGAGCGUGAGCUGAAGCGACACCUGGUGCUGCUGUAGAAGCCUGUGCGCGCCGCCCACGGUCCUCCACGCCCCCUCCCGAGGUGUGGCACUGGGGCCGCAGCCCUGGAGGUUGCCCCAGACCCACAGUGGCGUCUGGUGGCGUUUGUUACAGCGGCGUGCCCGAGCCCAUCCUGACUAACACAACGCGGGCAGUGCCUGUGCCAUGGCCAGAGUCUAGGCUUUGAAGUGUGCUGAUCUGACCUUGGGUACCCACCUUCCACUUGAGCGCCACGUCCUUAACCUCCGCGCCUGCUUCCUUGUCUGCGGAUAAUUUGGUCUGCCUUUCGUUGGCCACGAGGAGUCAAUGAGAUCAUGUAUGUAAAGCGGCUGGCCCGGUGCCAGGCAUAUGCCGCCAAUACAUGUCGUCCCUGCCCAGCUGGACUUUUUGAUGGCCCGUUGGCAUGGGGUCGCCUGCAUCAAGGUGCUUGGCAGAAUGGACAAGACCUGCGAACUGAAAUACAAAACGCUGGACAGCCCUUUGGGGAAGCUGGAGCUCUCUGGUUGCGAGCGAGGUCUGCAUGGGAUCAGGCUUCCCGGGGAGAAGACGCCCGGAGCUGACGCCACGGAGGCCCCGGCCCCUCCCGAGGCUCCCGGCGGUCCGGAGGGAACCACGGAGCCCCUGGAGCAGUGCGCAGCCUGGCUGGACGCCUACUUCCAUGCGCCCGCGGCCGCCGGCCAGCUCCCCACGCCGGCGCUACACCAUCCCGUUUUCCAGCAAGACUCCUUCACCAGACAGGUGUUACGGAAACUGCUGAAGGUUGUGAAAUUCGGAGAAACGGUUUCUUACCAGCAGUUAGCAGCCCUGGCAGGCAACCCCAAAGCAGCCCGGGCCGUGGGAGGAGCCAUGAGGAGUAAUCCUGUCCCCAUCCUGGUCCCCUGCCACCGCGUGGUCUGCAGCAGCGGAGCCCUGGGCAACUACUCUGGAGGAGGCGUGGCCGUGAAGGAGUGGCUUCUGGCUCAUGAAGGCGGCCGAUCUGGCCAGGCAGGGAAGCCAACCCGGGGAGGCAGCUCGGGCACGGCCAGGGCUUGGCUCGGGGCCUCGGGGGACAGCGCCGGCGCCCAGGGCACUGGCCGGAGUUGAGCGCAGGGGGAGUGAGCACUCCAGUGGCGGGUAAACCCCACCUGCAUGGGAAUGGGGGGGGAGGGGGGACCAUAGUGAAAGAGGCAGGUGUGACCAGGUGGGACCCAGUGUGCUGGCCCUCUCGUUUCUGUGUCUUACAACAGAAUAAACUAAGAGGCCCAGAUGCCAUGUGUGUCAUUUGUUCCCUUCUUUGGCGCUGCUCUUUCAUUUCCAAUGUCUUUUAAAACAGGGGCAAGAGUAGGGAAGACGGGGGUGGCGUCUGGUGCCCCAGUGACAACAGCUGGCUGCCGCAGGCGUCCCCAGAACUGGCUCCUGGCUGUCCCGGGCUGCACCUGUGUCUGUCCACACCGGGAAGGUCCUCACCCCAGCAGGGUCCUGCGAUGCCCUUGCUUCCUGGCUGUUCCUGCUGCCCAAGUCAUAGUGGUCACUGUACCACACUCCGGGCCUGCUGAAGGACAGAGGACAGGCCGUGGAAGUAGAUGGUUAGUAGAGGUUUUGUGGCUCCAUUUUCCCAGCUGCCGGAAAUCUAACGCAGGGUGCGUCCAUUUACGGUCUGUAUGAACCGAGUGGAAAUUGACCCUUUGCCCUGACGAUCUGGAAAGAGAAAUAGCUCUCUGGCGUGGGUUGGUUGCACCAGCCACCCGCCUGGGUGCUCCCGUAUCACCUUGGGUCUCAGCCCCUCUUGCCGCUCCUUGCCGUGGUGCCCUGGGCAGAGGGAGGCCUCUCCUGCCUCUCCUCCUAGAAGCCUUUGGGGUGACAAAGGGACCUCAGGACCCGUGGCCCGUGAGGGCCCCGACCUCCCAGGGUCCAUCCUGGAAGUCAGGGGUCGCUGCCGACAGCUCCCGUUGCUGACGGCAGAGGGGAGGGUUUCCGGCGUUUGCCGAACGCCACGGUCCGAGACUUUGCUACCCGUGCUGUCGUUCCAGCUGUAUAAUCAACUCGAUCCAAAAAGCGGAAGGGAGACCUGCAGCUGUGCGUACGGAUAAAUAAAACGGAGCACUUGAUAGAUGGAGAAAGCGAGCCGUACCCAGCCCUGCCGCGGAUAGCGCGUUUUAUCCAGGGCUCCUCGUGAGUGUGAGCCACAGCAGGGAAGCUGGCAUGGCUCGCGCAGGUCACCGAGACCUGGAGAAAGAUACAGCCUUGUUGUCACCUGUGCGGUUUGGAUGCACAUUUCCCGUGACCCCCCGCAGAAGGGCAGGUGCCUGACGAAAACAGACCUCAAGCUCGUCUCGGUGCGUUAUAUUGAGUGCAUCCUUUUCUUACACCAGCCGAAUUCUGGAUCUUUUCCCCAGAACGUAAAGCGAUACGCCUGUCCCUCCUCCGUUAUCUUCGUUCUGGGUACCUUGGAAGCCCGGUGAGUCACGCACGGUGGCCCCCACGGGGGUCUGCUGUUCAGGACAGAGCCCGGCCGCCCCACUCCCUGUGAGCCCCUCUGUGCUGGGCGCACACUAAGCCACUGCGCUCCGGCCACGGGGCUGGUUCUGGUCAUUUCUGGUUUUCUGGCUCUGAGGGCCGAGGGGACCGUUUCUGCGUGUUUGAUGUCACUGGGAGCCGGGUGGUGGGAAGAGCUGGAUGCACGCUGCCUCGGGCCAUGCCCUGCGUUCUUCCGUGCAGGAGGUUGGUGGUCACCGGUGACAUUACGCUGUGGCUCUGCCGCAGCAGACCGGAAAGGCAGGGGUGGGGUUCGCAAUGGCAGCAGCUCCGGGCUUGCUGGGCUGCGCUGUGUGCGGGCGCUUUCCAACAGAGGGCACUAGCGCCGUGCCCUGCGCUGUUUGCGAGACCCCCGCCACCUCCCCUGCUUCAGCAUGGACUUGAACGUGAGCGGCCAGGGGGACUCUGACAGCUCGGGGCUGUGCACGCCGCCCCUGCACCCGCACGUGGCCCGUGCACGUGGUCUGCACGCAGGCCGUCCUCCCUACUGGGCCCAUGAAGGACGACAGCCUCCCAGGGUCAUCUCCGAGUUCCCCAGCGGGGCCAGGCUGUGAGAGAGCACCCGCACAACUGCAUCCAGCGACGGCUGAGCCCCCAGCACGGGUCAGCGGCCAGGGGACCCGCCCCAUCAAAGGCAGCCAUGGUGACCCAGUCUCACGCAGCCUGGGACCGUGCUCGGGCCUGUCUGGGCCGUGCCCUUGGUGCAGAACCAAAGCCGCGCUCUGCUGUCUCCGAGGGUUCCCUCGGCCGUCGUAGCAGGGCUGCUCGAUGCCCCGGGGUUCUCUCUGACGGAGGCAGCAGCAGGGCUCAGACCAGCGUGGCCGUGUACCGCUGCAAGGACAAGCUCUACAGAGCCGACAUGAAAAGCCGGCACGCGGGUCGCCUGGAGCCGCUCCGCUCCGAGUCGCAGCGCAGCUUAGGAAAAUAAAGGGAACGGGAAGGCACAAAGAAAUACAAAAAUGUUUUCCAAAUAAAAAGAAAUGUCGAGACAAGAAAGGCUGUGUUCUCCGGCCUUGGCCCCGGGUCCGCCUCACCUGUCGGGUUUCCGUGUCCAGCACCGCGGUGCUUUGAGGCUGACGCGGAGACCCGCGGUGCCGCGGCCACUGGCUCCUUGCAGCCGCUCGUCCCAGCCCUGCUGCUCCCGUUUCCAGAGGCUGAGAGAAGGAAAGAUCCAGACAUACUUGUUUUUGCAGAACCGUACUUAAAACCAAGCAGUGCCGUUGGCCGUGUGGGAGACUGAGUUUUAGGAGGGGUGGGCGUAUUUUUCUCCCAGUCUGUCGUCCCCGUUAGGUGCGAAAGUGUUGGGUAAACCCACCCACGCUCAGUUCGUCCUGUGGCCACGAGGACUGGUGAAACUUCUUCAGGCCCAAGGAAGAGAAACGACCGUGGAAACGUGGGCGUCGCGGUGCUGGCAGUGCUGAGUCUGGAAGUCCGCAAGGGCUCUUGCACGUGGAGUCGUAGCCCUGGGUGGGAUCGUUAACUUACAGCUCUGGGUGCAGAGGUUCCAGGCAGCGGGUAUUUCGGAGGAAGUGGGCCAGCUCUGUGUGCGGUAGGGAUCUUUAAUCCACACACACACACACACACACACGUCUCACCCAGUACAAACCGCUUGCUGGCCAGCCCGCGGGUGGGGCGGCUUGAUGAUCUGCUAGCAAUCAAAAUCGUCCUUGUGACUUGUGUCUUCCUGGGCACACCUCUUCCCCGGUGGCCCAUGCUCCCUGGGUGCUGCGCGGUGACCCAGAACCCUCUGUGUGGAGGGCCGAGCGUGUCCGGUGUAGACGCGUUUGUGUUGAGACCACAGACUUUGCUUCUUAAACCGUUUGUGGGCAACAGCGUCGGCCCCAGAAACUCUCUGACAGGAAGCCGCGGAGUAAGAAUAAAACCUUUGUGUGCAGAUUGCGUGAAACCCAGAACGUGGCGUGGUCCGGCAGGAGCCCCGGGGCGGGGCCCACCUCCAGGGAGCCACUCGGAGAGUCGCGCAGUGCCGGGAGGGUCCCUCCUCCAGAGAGGCGUCCGCAGGUCCCACGCAGCCCCCGGCCUGCCCCUCGGGCACGGCGGCACUGCGGGGGCGCUCGCUCUCCCGCCCGGCGGCCCAGGGCCCCGGCUUGACGUUGGCACGCCCUCGCUGCAACCGUGGGCGGCGCUGCCAGCUCAGACCUUGCCCCACUGGGCCGGGCAGGAUGCCACUGAACUGAGGCGAAAGUCGCCGUGCCACUGCAGAGCUUGCCAGAGAUCUUGGUGCAGUUAGGAUUUCGGGCAGCACAGAGGACUCUGAAGUGAUAAAUGGGCUUAACGUAGGACGCAAGAGGAAGAAAACCCUUCUAUUUUACUGAAAACAUUUUCCCAAAAGACCCGUUGGGAAGCUGCCCUUGCCUGCAGCCCCCAGCCGCCUUUCCUGCGGCCGGGGGGCGAGAUUGGCCUCCCCUCGGGCCGUGUGGGGGCUUCCCCCUUGUCCCUGAGCAUUUGAUUAAAAGUCUGCGUUUAAGAAGCUGAAGUCCACGUCGAUUUUACUUAUCAGCUUGAGAGGCGCUGAGAUUUAAAGGGGACCAGGGCCUCUGCCCGGCAGCCCCGUCCGUCUGUCCGUCCAUCCGUCUGGAGGGCUGGGAUGGUGGAGAAACUGCAGGUACGAGGGCACCGUGCGGCGUCCCGGGACCCCGUGGCUCCGGCUGCUGACAGACGGGGGGCGUCUGGCCUCCGUCACCCGGGCGGCCGCAGGGCCGGCGGGCGGGGGAUGGGAACGUGGGAAGUGGGUGUGGGCGGCGAGGUGAAAAUUGACGGCAGAGCCCGGCCUGACACGCCUCUGACUGAUGAAAGGGCGCUGUUAGCGAGCCUUUAAAGUUUCUCAUUAAUGUUUUUUUUCCCCCAUUGGAAAAAAAAAAAGCCACCAGGAAAAAAUUCCGCACGGGCAGUAAUUAAGACGGAUCCGUACAGGGUGGUGCCGGCGUUGCUGGGAGCCUUAAAACCCGCCUGCGCAAUGCCGGUGCUCGAGCUGCGUGUUCUGGGCCCUCGAAGCGCCACGCGGUGCGGGGAGGGUGGUAAGCGCGGCCCGGUUCGAGGACGUGCCGUGGUCGGCCUCUCGGGAACCCGUCCUCGCCGUGGCCGGGCGUGCGGAACGGAGCUGGCCAGCCUGGAGCGGCCCUGCCCACCCCGAGGCGGCCUGAGGAGCGUGUGCACGCGGGCUCUGUGCGGGGCGUGUGGUUCCAACCCCGGGAGAAGGCGGGACGUCUCCUCUCCUUGUUUCUGAGGCAGGUCGAACCACCCGCACCCCAUUGUACAUGCAACACCAGGCGUGCACAUGCUCACCCCCACCCCAGUGUACACGCAACACCACGCGUGCACACGCUCACCUGCACCCCAGUGUACGCGCAGCACCACGCAUGCACAAUCCUCACCUGCACCCUAGUGUUUUUGCAAAACGCCACGCGUGCACACACUUGAGGGUUUUUGUUAAGUCUUCUCAUUGCACGUCAUUUCUGUUUGGACCGUGAACACAAGCAGUGUGUGUGCUUCCAGGUUGAUUUGUUGACUUAUUUAGAAAACCCUGCUG